AUGCAAGAAAGAACCGAACGCAGCGCCCGCGGUCCGGAAUCGCAGUUCGAACAAGGCCACCAAAUCCCAAUCCAGCACCACAAAAAACCCGGUCUACAGGCUGAGCUCGAGGACCCGAAACCGCAAUCGACCCAACUCCCCACCGAAGACAAUGGCUACCAAACAUACAAAGCAGCUGGUAAAUUAACGGGCAAGAAAGCCAUUAUCACAGGCGGCGACUCGGGGAUCGGUCGCGCCAUUGCCAUCCUGUAUGCCAUGGAGGGCGCGUCGUGCCUGAUUACCUAUCUACCGGAAGAAGAGGAAGAUGCGAAAGAGACGAAACGACGGGUCGAGGAACUAGGACAAAGCUGCUAUACUUUGGCUACAGAUCUGAGGGGGAAGGAGAAUUGUCGCAAGGCCGUUGAGACCGCGCUGGAGAGAUUGGGCGGUAUUGAUAUCCUGGUGAAUAAUGCGGGGACUCAGAAUAUGGUCGAGGAUAUUAAGAGUUUGGAGGAAGAUCAAUGGGAAGAGACGUUCGAUACGAACAUUCACUCUGUGUUUUACAUGUCCAAGUACACGAUGCCGCAUCUGAAGAACGGCUCGACGAUUAUCAAUUGUGCUUCGGUGAAUUGCUACAUUGGACGCCCUGAUCUUAUCGACUAUACUGCGACUAAGGGCGCAAUGGUCGCUUUUACGAGGGCGCUCUCUAAUCAGCAGGUUGGGAAUGGGAUUCGUGUUAAUUGCGUUUGUCCUGGACCAGUUUGGACUCCUCUUAUCUCCGCGACUAUGACAACGGAAGCAAUGGAAAAUUUCAGUGGAACGCCGAUGGGUCGUCCGGGACAGCCGAGUGAAGUUGCUACCUGCUUUGUAUUCCUUGCUAGCCAGGAUAGUAGUUUUAUCUCUGGUCAAUCCUUGCAUCCUAACGGUGGAGUGGUGGUUAACGGAUAA
This is a messenger RNA of Penicillium cinerascens, 927 nucleotides long. RefSeq lists its product as uncharacterized. Bases 1 to 927 code for a protein of 308 amino acids. The record is from RefSeq and is a predicted model, not a curated record. The transcript is spliced from 4 exons. Gene Ontology annotation, molecular function: oxidoreductase activity. NCBI's taxonomy places the organism in Eukaryota, Fungi, Ascomycota, Eurotiomycetes, Eurotiales, Aspergillaceae.